Molecule: messenger RNA, 717 nt
Organism: Trichosporon asahii var. asahii CBS 2479
Lineage: Eukaryota; Fungi; Basidiomycota; Tremellomycetes; Trichosporonales; Trichosporonaceae
Product: abhydrolase domain containing 12
Exons: 4
Coding region: 1-717 (238 amino acids)
Biological process (GO): phosphatidylserine catabolic process; monoacylglycerol catabolic process
Cellular component (GO): endoplasmic reticulum membrane
Molecular function (GO): monoacylglycerol lipase activity; phosphatidylcholine lysophospholipase A1 activity
Source: RefSeq, a predicted model, not a curated record
AUGUCUUCGCGUCUUGACUGGGGCUACGCGGACUCGACCGGUGUGCCGUCCCAAGCAGGCCUGAUUACGGACGCGCGCACGGCAUGGGACUGGGUCGCGGAGCGCGCUGGCAAGAACGGCAAGGCGGAGGACAAUAUCGUCGUCGUCGGACACAGCCUUGGUACGGGCGUCACGUCUGCGCUCGCCGGCCAGCUGGCUGAUGAGGGUGAGUUACGGAUGGAAUCGGGAGAACUGACGACCAGGCAUCUACCCGCGCGCGCUGACACUCAUCGCGCCCUUCACGUCUAUCUCGGAGCUGCUCGCUUCGUAAGCUAUGAGCCUCUGGUCGGAGCUGACAGCAGCUCGUCGGUGGGUCACGAAGAGCUGACAGCAGAAUACUUCAAGAGCCGUAACCGAACGCCGUUCAACUCAUACGAGGCCAUCAGCCGCACCCGCUCGCCGACGCUGAUCCUGCACUCGCUUAUUGACGAGAUCAUCCCUCCGUCGCACUCGCAGCGCAUGUUCCGCCAACUCGUGGCGCCGAACGCGACUGCCGAGGCCUCCGAUGCCGCCUUCAGCAAGGUCGACAUUGUCGAGUAUCCCGGCUGGGGCGUUGUCAAGACCGCGACCCGCGACGGCCUGCCCAUGAUCUACCUCGAGGCCGACUCGGGCGGACACAACAAGAUCGGUUGGGCCGAGGGCACGCUCGACCUCAUUGCGAAGAUUGCCGACCUCUAA